This is a messenger RNA of Owenia fusiformis, 1279 nucleotides long. The record is from the annotation of a GenBank genome assembly. NCBI's taxonomy places the organism in Eukaryota, Metazoa, Annelida, Polychaeta, Sabellida, Oweniidae.
GUCUCACAGAAAAUUUUCUGCGCCCAGACACGGUUCCCUUGGGUUCCUCCCAAAGAAAAGAAGCACGCGCCACCGUGGUAAGGCAAAGUCUUUCCCCAAGGAUGAUGCCAAGAAGCCCUGUCAUUUGACCGCAUUCAUCGGCUACAAAGCUGGCAUGACUCACAUUGUGAGGGAGGUCAACAGAAUUGGCUCAAAGGUCAACAAGAAGGAGAUCGUAGAGGCUGUGACUAUCCUGGAGACUCCUCCUAUGGUGGUGGUUGGUGUGAUCGGAUACAUUGACACACCUAAGGGUCUGCGAUCAUUCAAGACCAUCUUUGCUGAGCAUCUGAGUGAGGAAUGCAGACGUAGAUUCUACAAGAAUUGGUAUUCCUCCAAGAAGAAGGCAUUCACCAAGUACAGCAAGAAGUGGCAAGAUGAGAGUGGCAAGAAGGAAAUUGAGAAAGACUUUGCUCAACUGAAGAAGUACUGCAAAGUCAUUCGUGUUAUUGCCCACACCCAGAUGAAGCUGUUGAAGAAACGCCAGAAGAAGGCUCACAUUAUGGAGAUCCAGGUGAAUGGUGGUACCGUCUCUGAGAAAGUUGACUGGGCACGUGAGAAGAUGGAGAAACAAGUCCCUAUCGCCGAGGUGUUCGGUCAGGAUGAGAUGAUUGAUUGCAUUGGUAUCACCAAGGGUAAAGGAUACAAUGGUGUCACUUCCCGUUGGCACACAAAGAAGCUUCCCCGUAAAACACACAAGGGUCUGCGUAAGGUUGCCUGUAUUGGAGCAUGGCAUCCAAGUCGUGUUGCCUUCUCUGUUGCUCGUGCUGGACAGAAGGGUUACCAUCACCGUACAGAGGUCAACAAGAAGAUCUACCGUAUUGGCCAAGGAAUCCACACCAAGGAUGGCAAAGUUGUGAAGAACAACGCCAGUACCGAGUAUGACAUCACAGAGAAGACUAUUACCCCCAUGGGAGGAUUCCCCCAUUAUGGAGAGGUCAACCAGGACUUUGUCAUGAUCAAGGGAUGUUGCAUGGGACCCAAGAAGAGGGUCAUUACUCUUAGAAAGUCUCUGAUCACCCACACCAGCCGUAAGUCACUCGAGAACAUCAAGCUGAAGUUCAUCGAUACAUCCAGCAAGUUUGGUCAUGGUCGCUUCCAGACCCCAGAGGAGAAGCACCAUGUCAUGGGACCACUCAAGAAGGAUCUUACCAAGGAAACUCCUGCCAGUUAAACAACAUAGACAUUUUCAAGUUACUAUGUACAAACAUCCUUGGGGAAAAGAAUAAAACGAGAAAAAAUA